AUGCUAUUGGCUGCGGCGAUGGAGCAUUACAGAGCCGAACGAACGGAACGACACAAGGGCACAAUAAUAGAAGAAAUAGGGCUGUGUCAUGGGUGGCUUGUAGUUUCCCAAAAUGUGACCGUUUUUAAACUCGCUGACACAAUUAAGGCUGGAAUCAACGGUAAUGAGAACCUAGAUGAUUCCAAAGCGUGAAUUGCUCAGUUUUAUCCGGAGAUUACGGAAGCCGUGAUUGUUAUCUCCAAACAUGGGUUACAAUUCCUAGACGCUCGGGCAGUGCAUCGCUAAUGAUACAGACAAAGUUUGAGAUAUAUAACAACCUAGAUGAAUCACCAUUCCGGUAUCCGAAAACAACCACCACUACCACCCAACCGUCCUCCUUAUCUACACCUCUACUACACAUAUAUACUCUUCUCUUUCUUUUUUUUAUUCACCAUCAUUCUCCAUAACACAAUGUUCCCCACCUUUCCCCUUGCGCUUCUGGCACUCGGUGCCUCUGCCAUCCCUACUACACCGCGAAACACAAACUCCAUAGUCGAGCGUAGCAGAGAGCCCGGCCAAUUGCCCCUGGCAAAUGGUUUCCCCAAUGUCCAACCCGGAUCCUCUGCUUUGUUAAAUAUCAACAAGCAGGCUUUUGGUACACUUCCAGAUGGACAGCUCCCCAAAGAAAUCUCAGACACUUCUGCCGUUAUCUGGUCUCUGAUUGCCUUCAAUGAGCUCUUCGAAGUGGCCUUUUUCGACUCCCUCAUCACCAACAUCACAGAAAACGUCCCCGGCUACGAGGUCGGAAGCCCUGCUGCACGCACCGUCGUCCUGUCUGCCCUUAGCGCCGUCAUUGCCCAAGAGGAGCUCCACGCCCUCGGUGCCAACGGCAUUCUUCAGACUGCUGGCCGCAAGACCAUCUCCCCGUGCAAGUACCGCUUCCCCGUCACCAACUUUGAUGAUGCGAUUGCCUUUACGUCCACCUUUACCGACGUUGUUCUUGGUACGCUGCAGGAGGCCCAAACAAACUUUGGCAUUGCCGGCGAUGGCCCCAAGUUUGUUGGCUUGGUUGGCUCUGUUAUUGGCCAAGAGGGUGAGCAGAAUGGUUUCUUCCGAUCCAUGAGCUCACUCGCCAAGGUCCCCUCCGCGAAGCCUUUCCUCACCGCCAGCUCGGGUGCCUUUGCCUUUUCGGCUCUUCAACAGCUCGUCAUUGUUCCUGGUUCGUGCCCGGACAAGCUGCCUCUACCUACCUUUGAGGCUCUCACCAUCAAAACGCCCAAGAUUAGCGCCAAGACGGAGGAGAUUGAAUUCACCUUCAACUGCAAUGGACAGGAUGCCAACAACCUGCGUAUCGUGCUCAUCAGUGGCCAGAAUGUCCCCAUUGUGCAAAAGUUUACCAGCCACAAGACUGUCGGCAAUGUUAUUACUGCCAAGGCACCUUUCCCUUAUGCCAAAUUCCAACUCGACGGCCUCACCAUCGCCGCCAUCACCACAAGCGAGGGCCCCUUUGCCAAUGCUACAGAGGUGGCUGGCAAAACUCUUGCUGGACCUGGAUUGAUUGAAAUUUAG
[Torrubiella] hemipterigena is the source of this 1548-nucleotide messenger RNA. The record is from the annotation of a GenBank genome assembly. NCBI's taxonomy places the organism in Eukaryota, Fungi, Ascomycota, Sordariomycetes, Hypocreales, Clavicipitaceae.